Coturnix japonica (Japanese quail) is the source of this 3361-nucleotide messenger RNA. Lineage: Eukaryota; Metazoa; Chordata; Aves; Galliformes; Phasianidae. The record is from RefSeq and is a predicted model, not a curated record.
CUUCAUUUUCAAAUAAUCUCUUGGUCAUAAAGAAACCACUUUAAAUUUACAGGUUAUACUCUUGCGAAAACCAGAUGUAUCAGUUACCUGUAUCUAUUCUGCCUGCAUUCCUUUAAUGGAACACAUAAACUGUUUGUCUUGAUUAAAAAUACUAUCAACAACAAUAAAUAAACAUCCACUAACAAGAACUAUUUUUCCUACACAACAUCUCCCACCUGCUGUCAGCACUGAGAAAAUCUAUCUGCAUUCCCUUUGAGGUCAGCCCAGGAAAAAUCAAUUUUACAAGUGCCACACUGUAUGCUCACAUCUCGUGAUGUGUAGGCAGACCACUGCUCCUUUCCAAACCCAGGUUGCUUUGUUGUAUAUUACUGUUAUUCAGCAGGGGUUGUGGAGAGCAGGGUUGGUACUAUACUUUACUGAUGCAGCAAUAUAUAAAUCCAUCCAAUUGUUCACCUUGCUCCUGUGUGAUACAUGCAUGAUUCCUUUUGGGACAAUUUUGAACACAAGUGUAGUGUGUUUUUUCAAGUACUAUAUUUAUUGCAAGUUUCUGUUUAUUCCUAGCAUCCUUCUUUUGGGUUGAAUUCUUGUUGUUACUUGGCCCUGUGAACUUCAUUUCCUCUGCUGCUUUCACACUAUAUGGUUAUGUCCCACUAUCCAUCCACCCUCCUUGUUCUACUCUUCUUAUAAACAGAAGCAUUAAAGAGACAGUUAGUAAUUGAGAACAAAAGGUGACCUUUUGAGCCAUAUGUACUGUAGUGAGUAUUAUUUAAAAAUUGGCAGGUUAGACGUUACUUUUUUUUACCAAGUGUUAUUUUUAUUUUUUUGCAAUUUACAGCAGUUUCUAGACUUGAAACAAAGCAGGCAUUGAUGUUAGUUUUCUCUUUGAAGUUAGGCUGCCUGAGAAGAUGUGUUUCAUUUACCCCAUAAGUAUACACUAACAUUUCAUUGCAUAGCAGGUAAAGAGCAUGCAGCUGGACCCAUUUUUGAUAGUGGUAGAAAAAUAAGUGAGCAGGUUUGCCUGCAGUGCUUUGUAUGGGCAGACAAGCCAUAGCAAAAAGUUGUGGCGGGGUCAGGGGUGAGAUAAAUUCCAAGUGAAUCUGAGGUUAUCUCAGAUGUGAACUUAUUCCCUCUGUCAGCCAGACAGUGGCCAAGAGGGCUCAGUCAUGGGCUUUCCCAUCAAGUUUCAGGAUUGCUCAGCAUUGUCAUCAUCUGAGGUGUCUUGGCUGCAUACAUUUGAAAUCUCCCAUGUGGGGAUUUUAAAGAAAUCUUUGGAAGAGACAGCCACGUGACACAGAUGUUCGCUCAUUUUUUCUUCUGUACUUACACAGAUUCUACUGCAGUGGGGCUCUUCAGCUUGUAAAAGCCCAGGACAAAGGAUAAUAAAGAAAUCCUACCUCAACUGCAUUCCACACAUAAAAAUCUGCACCGGUGGAGGUGACCUACUGUUGCUACUGCCAAAACACAUCAUCCACUGACUCACUGCACUUACAUCCACUGUUUGUUCUCCAGAAAUGUUCAGCGAGUGUCCUUUAAUGUCAGUGGUCACAUUUUUUUCUGCAUGGAGUAAUUUCAUUACACAUAAUUGCUUCAUAUGCACUUCCAUGUCAGACUCCAUUUUGUCACACUGUCUUUCUGUUGCUAUCUGUCGCAUGGCAACGAAACAGAAUACAUGUCAGUCUCUACUGUCAUGCCACCAACAUCUGCCUCUGACUUAGCAGGCCAACAUAUUACAAUGGGAGGCAUUACUUUCAGAGCAGCACUUUUAACGCUCUAAUGAUGCUUGGAUUAGCAGGUGUGCAUCAACAGAUUAAUCUCUGCAAUGAAUCUCUCAUGCUAGAAAAGUUGCCUGCCUGUGGAAAGUUCUUUGAAGAGAAGAUGAAAAAAGUGGACUCCAAAAAAUGGUGCAACCUGACAGAAUUUAUCAUGUAUUAUAAUAAUUUCACCCAGUGCACAGAACGUGAAGCCAACAAUGCAAGUUGCUUCUGGCCAAACCCUCUUGCAGAGAGCUUUAUCACUGGAAUUCAUAAACAGUUCUUUUCAAACUGUACUUUGGACAGCGUUCACUGGGAAGAUCCGCCAAAUGAAAUUCUCAUAACUCUGAUCUUUGUUCCAGUCAUGUUAACAUGUGCCAUGAUAAUGCUGGUAGUAUGGUGCAGUAAAAGAAGUGAUAUCCUAGUGUAAGUUGUUUCCAGUGUCUUUGUUUUUAGCAUCUCCUUCUUCAAGAAAAAAAAACAAAACCAACCAACCAACCAAACAAACAAACAAAAAAAACCAACAAGCAAAGAAAGAAGGAUAAAAAAAGAAACUUCAUGUGAAAAUGUUGUAUCUGCAGAAAUGGAACCUAUGAGAUGCUGUGACAGAGAUGAUGCUUCUGUGAACAAACAGCUGCUUGCUUCUGCCAAAAGUCAGUGCUUCUGAGGUUGGUCAUCGGUGUUCCUGGUGCAAAGCUUUUCACUGUCGUUGGGUCUCAUAGUCAUAGAAUUCACAGGCAUUUCUCAGAAUUAAGGUAGUCCUGAGACAAGUGGGCCCCUCGGCUGCAAGAGAGGUGAAGUUACUUUCCCAUAGGUAAAGUUGGUUGGUAAACCCAGUUUUGGAAAACUGCAUGUAAGUGUAUAUAUGCACAGUGCAGCAUUAACUGUGAGAAAGGUGUUAUCACUUGAGUUUCUGUGCAGCACUCAUGUGGUUUUCAUCUGUGAACCUUGUUAACACAGAUGUAAGACCAUCAGCAAAGAAACUGAACAUGGAUGUGCAACCAAGUGACCACUUCUUAUGAAAGUUAGAGCAAAACAUCAUUAUCAAGAACUUGGCAAAAGGAACAAUUAAUGUGUCCAGUACAACAUGGGAAAAGAUCCUGCUGCAUUAUAAAAUAGGUUAGGAAAUACCUUUGAGCAUAGUUGGGAUUGUAUGGCUUACAAACAAACUCUGGAAGGAAUACAGACCUUACUUUACAGAAAAUCCGUGAGAGGAAAAGGAUUGAUUAUAAGGGAAGAAACUUUCAUAUACCAGACUAUUUAUUUUUGUCUUUUGUAAUUAUUAUACUUGAUGACUUGAGUUCACUGUAUACUCUCUGCUCUCACUUCAAUUUGUGCAAGUGACAUCCUUCAAAUAAAUAUAAAGAUGUGAUGUUGAUUGAGGUGCCUUUUAGAGAGUAAUUUUGUACAUAAUUUGUUUUUCAUCCUUUGAAGAAUGUGGGAAAUAAGUACGGAUAUCAAGGAGGUAUGAACAUAGCUUGGAACAGACAUAGGAGGAAAGUGAAAAAAAAUCUACUCAGAAGUCUUUUUCUAUAAAGCUAUCCUAAUGUUACAAUUUAAAUAAACUUCAUAUGUCCAAAAUAAAACAAAUUCCUUGUUUGUAUUAUAAA